UGGAGCAGGAAUGUGAUGAUACAUUAUGGUGCUGGUGUUAGUGUUGGUGUACUAGCAUCUGUUUUAUUGUUGAUAUAUAUACUACAGCGUUUCCUACCACAGAAAUUGAAAUCUGUUGGAUACAUAUCAAUGUUAAUUGGUGGAUCGGCCUCGUUAUUUAUGUUACAAUGGAUGUCGACACGUAUACAGGAUAUAGUCCACGAUAACUGGCAGUACGCACUCGGCUACGUGUUAGUCACGGGAUUGAUUAGUUUCGCAUUAGUUUAUAGAUACGGACCCGUGAAAGAAGAUCGAUCGUUAAAUCUGUUACAAUGGAUGUUACAGAUUAUAGGCCUAGCGUUAAUAUAUAACGGAACUCAGAUAGCGGAAGCAUCUAUAGCUAUUAUUAUUCUAGUUAUAUCCGUCUAUAUGUUUCCUGCUACUAAAUUUAACAAAUUAAAACAGAGAUUUACAUAUAAACUUUUUCCACCAAAGCCGCGAUUUUUAACAGAAGAAGAAUACGAGGAAGAAAGAGAUAGAGAGACAGAGAAAGCUUUAGAAGAAUUAAGACAAUAUUGUAAAAGUCCCGAGUGUCAAACAUGGAAGGUUAUUAGUCGAAUUAAAUCUCCGAGCAAAUUUGCUAGUUUUGUCGAAGGUGAAGACCAUUUGUCUGACGACGAUUAUCAUUAUCACAGUGAAUACUCACACCUGCUUCCUCACAGUGAUGACGACGACGAUAUGUCUGAAAUAGAUUUUAGACUUACCUCCCCUUGAUACCACCUGUAUUUUAUAUUUACUCAUGUCAUUAGGGUUUUUAAAUUUUUUGAAUUCAAUUCUAAACAAAUUUCUCAGGUUUAUGCUGGUAACAAAGAGAACGUAUUAUAUCAAAUAUUGUCGAAAUUUUAAGUCUACAGUAUUUCUCGAUUUUUGUGCUGUUGAAAAUUUGUGGAUUGAAAAAAAAAAGGAUGGAAACCCUUUGACUUUGUUCACAAAAAUCUAAACUAAGGAUCAAAGCCAAAAAAAUAGCAGCAUCUCUAGAAUUCCUGACUUAAGUCGUUAAAGAAUAAGAGUCCCAAUUUUGUUACAUCUUUGUUCAUGAAUUACCACUGUAACCCGGGUAUCAUUUAAUCUUGUGUAUCUAGCACA
Messenger RNA from Patella vulgata (common limpet), 1125 nucleotides. RefSeq names its product nuclear envelope integral membrane protein 1. NCBI's taxonomy places the organism in Eukaryota, Metazoa, Mollusca, Gastropoda, Patellidae. The transcript is spliced from 5 exons. The record is from RefSeq and is a predicted model, not a curated record. Gene Ontology annotation, cellular component: nuclear envelope. The coding region runs from base 16 to 753 and encodes 245 amino acids.